UGUUUACAAUUUACUCUUCAGGCUUCAGCUUACAACAUAUUAACUAAUAACUUUUUUUGAUUUAACGAAUAUUUGGGUCUAUUUAGUAUUUUUUUUUAAAGGUUUAAGAAUAAGUAAGACUCAGUUUUCUAAAAUAGUAGCUAUAAUUAUGUCUUUUGACACAUCUUGGGAUGUUGAUAAAUACAGAACUGAACAUGAAUAUGAAGAUCAUUGGCAAUUCAGGCGUCAAUUUUUAAUUUCUCAUCAAGAUAAAUACCCUGAGGAUAGAUUAGUAUGUUUAGCUCAAGUGUUUUUUAAUAUUGAGUUUUUAGGAUGCCAGUACCCUAAAAAAGUCAUGGAUCUUAUUGAAACACUAUCAGAAGGUUUGGCUGAUGAUUUAAGAGAAAAACGUAAAGGAAAAUUACAAAGAACCUUUGUUGCAGCAUCAGAUGCUGCUGAAGCUAAAGCUAAACGCUAAAAUUAUGAUAAUACUACAUAUCAGAUCAAUAUCAACCAGAUAAAUUGCAAACUUCAAAAUAAUUAUUUACAUGUGCAUAAUUACUGAACUAUUAAAAAUUAACAUUUUUAAUAUGCA
Molecule: messenger RNA, 574 nt
Organism: Melanaphis sacchari
Lineage: Eukaryota; Metazoa; Arthropoda; Insecta; Hemiptera; Aphididae
Product: partner of xrn-2 protein 1-like
Exons: 4
Coding region: 149-457 (102 amino acids)
Source: RefSeq, a predicted model, not a curated record